Molecule: messenger RNA, 2449 nt
Organism: Lecanosticta acicola
Lineage: Eukaryota; Fungi; Ascomycota; Dothideomycetes; Mycosphaerellales; Mycosphaerellaceae
Source: the annotation of a GenBank genome assembly
AUGUCCACAUCGGAGAACGAUUUCUCGCGGGAAACGUCCAUGUCGACGGAUGCAGAAGAUGACGACAUGGAUUUCGAGGUGGGUGAGAUGGAGUCACAAUGAGGGACCAGACAACCUCAGAGACACAUCGAUUAUUCUGCCGGCAACGGAUACUGAUUUGUCAAUUGCAGUUGGCCAGCGACGAAGUAACUCCUUCGGCCGAAGAAGAGGACGAAGAGGAAGGGGAAACAACGCUCUAUUUUGAUGCCGAGGAGGGCACGUUCCGAGAUGCGGACGGCGAUGAGGUCCAUUUCGAAAUGGGCGAGGACGAAGAAGAGGAAGUAGAAGCAGAGCAGCAAGAGCAAGAGCAAGAGCAAGGAGAAGGCAGUCAAACACCACAGCCCACACAAAGACCACAGACAAUAACAAGUACGUACAUAACCGACCCAAUGCAGACGUCAGGCAGGAGCAAUGUGGUCUGGUCGCAACUAUCUGGACAUCACGAGCCUUCUGAUCGUCUGGAAAUAUGCUAACUUUGGGUCUCUAGUAACACAACAGCAAAUUCUACAGCUACUAUCGUCUGCUGGCAUUCGUGGCAUCUUUCAACCGUCCGGCAUUGCAACUAGGUCGCAAGCAAGGCGAGCGCAUAUGCAACUGGAUGAGGACGAAGACGACGAUGAUGAAUCCUAUCUAGGCUACGGUAGUCAUCGAAGAUCAAGAAGAAAUCGUCGCCCACCUGCGGAAGAUCGAUACCCCAAAAUACCCUCUGAAGAUGGCAAGAAACUUAUGGAGCGUGGCAUGUUCGGGACAAACGACCGGUGUCAACAUACUGCUUGUGGAAUGCCCUUCGCAAACGAUGCUCUGCGAAAACGGAACAAGCUCGCCAGACGAAUGUUCGACCGCGAAUUGGGCGUUGAGAAUCGAGGGCGUGCCCGCGCGUUGAACGGGCUUGCGGCACAAGACCUGAUUCCAGACUCAAAGGCGGAUCUGAUCAUUAACCUUAACGCGCGCUGUUACUCCGGUCAGUUCUCCGAAGACGGCAGCUUCUUCUUCGCCUGUGGUCAGGAUUUCAAGGUACGAAUGUACGACACGAGCAACCCUUACGAUUGGAAGUACUACAAGACCGUGCACUACUACGGCGGCCAAUGGACCAUCACAGAUGCUACACUCUCCCCAGACAACAAGUUACUUGCGUACAGCAGCAUCCGAAGUUUGAUCUGCCUUGCGAACACAGAACAGGGCGAUCAUUCAGAACCGCGGCAUCUCGACUUCUCAGACAUGGGCUCCGGUGGACACGGUAAUCACGGUGGCGGUGGCUGGGGUCGCUCUAGAGGCCAUUUCGGUAUUUGGAGCUUACGCUUCAGUGGCGACGGUAGUGAGAUUGUAGCCGGAACCAGUGAUCAAAGUGUGUACGUUUACGAUCUGGAAGCGCAGCGAAGUAUACUCCGGAUCCCAGGACACACAGACGACGUCAAUGCUGUCUGUUUCGGUGACAAGAUGAGCCCGCACAUCCUCUACUCUGGAUCAGACGACACCACUCUCAAAGUCUGGGACCGGAGAUCACUCGCAAGCAUGCGACCGGCCGGUAUGUUCUUGGGUCACACAGAAGGCUUGACCUAUAUCGACAGCAAAGGAGAUGGCCGCUAUGUCAUCAGCAAUGGCAAGGAUCAGACUUGCAAGCUCUGGGACUUGCGUAGAAUGAUCGAUACAGGUACUGGGGAGCGCAUCAAUCCACAGGCAAGUACUGCUCGUCUCACAGUGCAGAAUCGCAGGAGGCUGACUUUGAUGACAGGACUACACUACAAAUUUCGACUACCGGUUUUCACCUUACGACACAGAUGACCACAGACCACAUCCACAUGACUGCUCGCUCGUUACCUUCCGUGGCCAUCGUGUCCUCAAGACGCUGAUCCGCUGCCAUUUCUCACCCCCUGGCUCCACUGACGGAAAGUAUAUUUACUCCGGCUCUCAUGAUGGUAAAAUCUACGUCUGGAACAUGGACGGCACGGAAGCCAGCAAACCAAUCAACGUCCUUGCCGCGACGAAGAACUCACGUCCAGCGUCUGAUGAGAGAUACGUCGAUCGAUACGACUAUUACGGCCGGGGUGGUCAAUGGAAGACAAUUGUAAGAGAUUGCUCUUGGCAUCCUUCUGCUCCCGUUAUCGCAGCUACUUCUUGGAAUGGCUGGGACCAUGGACUUGGAACUUGUACUGUUCAUGCUUGGAAUGAUGGCUCGGACGGCGAUGAAGUGGGCAAUCCAGAUGACGAGGAAUGUCAGAAUGGAGAGGCGUACGCAAAGGCUUCGAGUCUGGGUAGUUCGCCCAUGGGCGCCAGAGUCACGGCGCAUUUGGGCCAUGACUCGAGAUAUUACGGGCAACAUAACAGCAAUGCCACCUCUGCGAGGAGGACGAGACUGAGAGAUCGUAUGGGACUUGGUGCGCUUUUGGGAGACGACGACGAUGACGACUGA